GGGGCUGGAAAUCCAAUAGGUACGAGCUCCGCUGAAGUUUCUCAAUCACUAUCAAUGAGGAUUUGCAUGCUGGACCUAAAAAAAAAAAAGCGGAAUUGGUGAAGAAUGAGAAGGAAUCGUUGUGGACGUUUUGAAUGAUUUUGCAGACUUUUAAAGGGCGUUUUUUUCCACUAGUUAGCGAUGUGCUUUUCUAACUUUUAAUGCGCAUCUGUAUGUUUCAGUGGUGUGGAGAGACAGAUGCAACUUCGCGUUUGAAUGAGCAAAGCUUUUUCUGAUGCAUUUCGAAAAGUUUUCAAAGUUGGAACUAUUUUAUGCUGGUGUUGUAGCUCAUCGUUAAGUUUUCCCCCUCGUCCUACCUGUAGUAUUUUUUUUUUUUUUUUUUUUUUUUGCGCGCGGGAUUUAAUUUGCUGGAUGUAACAAGACGCGGAUACAUUUUUUGUUUUUCAAUAGCCUGCGCAUUAGUUUAUUUUGUUGUUUUUAAAUAUUUUUUUCUAUUGUUAUCGGGCUGCUCUCAGCCUCAGAGGAUUUAUGAUGCGGUGGGUGAAGUAUUGGGGGACAGUGGCUGUGCUGUGCGGGCUCCUGUGCUGUGCUGUGAAUGGAUGCCCGCAUAAGUGCAGUUGUUCGGGCUCUCAUGUGGAUUGUCAGGGUCAAGGCUUCAGGACGGUGCCCAGGGGAAUCCCGAGGAAUGCCGAGAGACUGGAUCUGGACCGGAAUAACAUCACCCGGAUCACCAAAGUGGACUUCUCUGGCCUCAAGAACCUGCGCGUGCUACAUCUGGAGAACAAUCAAAUAAGUGUGAUCGAAAGAGGAGCAUUUCAGGAUCUCAAACAGCUUGAGAGAAUCCGCCUGAACCGGAACCGGCUGCAGGUCCUGCCGGAGCUGCUGUUCCAAUCCACACCCAAGUUGGGCCGCCUGGACCUGAGCGAGAAUCAGAUUCAGGCUGUUCCUCGUAAGGCUUUCCGAGGGAUCACUGCCGUCAAGAACCUGCAACUGGACAGCAACCACAUCAGCUGCAUCGAAGAUGGAGCCUUCCGAGCCCUGCGCGAUCUGGAGAUACUCACUCUCAACAACAACAACAUCACCCUCAUCCCGCUGUCAAGCUUCAACCACAUGCCCAAGCUGCGGACACUUCGCCUGCACUCCAACAGCCUGCACUGCGACUGCCACCUGUCCUGGCUCUCCGAUUGGCUGCGGCAGAGGAGAGGGCUGGCCCCUUUCACACAGUGCAUGGCCCCCGCCCAUAUGAGAGGUCUCAAUGUUCCUGAUGUUCAAAAAAGAGAAUUUGUCUGCACAGGUCCUGCUCAGAUGGAGCCAAGGUCUUGCGCUCCCCAGGCGUCCAUCUGCCCUGCCGCCUGCACCUGCAACAGCAACAUCGUAGACUGCCGUAAAAAAGGCCUGACGGAGAUUCCUGCCAACCUGCCUGAAGGAAUUGUAGAAAUCCGUCUGGAGCAGAACAUGAUCAAGAGCAUCCCAGCAGAAGCGUUUUCCACAUACAAGAAACUGAAGAGAAUAGACCUGAGCAAGAAUCAGAUAUCUGAGAUUGCGGAAGAUGCGUUUAGUGGCCUGCGCUCGCUCACUUCACUGGUUCUGUAUGGAAAUAAAAUCGCAGAGAUCCCAAAGGGACUGUUUGAUGGCCUGGUCUCCCUGCAGUUGCUACUGUUGAACGCCAACAAGAUCAACUGUCUCCGAGUGAACACUUUCAAAGACCUGCAGAACCUCAAUCUGCUGUCCCUCUACGACAACAAGCUUCAGACCAUCAGCAAAGGCCUGUUCACCCCUUUGCGUGCCAUCAAAACACUACACCUCGCUCAGAAUCCCUUCAUGUGUGACUGUCAUCUGAAGUGGCUGGCCGACUACCUGUUCGACAAUCCAAUUGAGACCAGCGGAGCUCGAUGCAGCCAUCCGCGCCGCCUCGCCAACAAACGCAUCAGUCAGGUCAAGGGCAAGAAGUUCCGCUGCACAGGUGCGGAGGACUACCGCAGUCGUCUCAGCGGCGAGUGUUUCCAGGACCUGGUUUGUCCCGAGCGCUGUCGGUGUGAGGGAACAGUGGUGGACUGCUCCAACCUCAAACUCACCAAAAUCCCCCCUCACCUGCCGGAGCACACCUCUGACCUACGGCUGAACGACAAUGAAAUCUCAGUCCUAGAGGCUACAGGGGCCUUCAAGAAGCUGCCAAACCUGCGCAAGAUAAACUUAAGUAAUAAUAAACUCCGGGACAUCCGUGAGGGGGCGUUUGACGGGGCCGGAGGUGUUUUGGAGCUGCUGUUGACCGGAAACAAGCUGCAGACGGUCAGCGGACGGAUGUUCAAGGGUUUGAGCGGCCUCAAAACGCUGAUGCUGAGGAGUAAUCAGAUCAGCUGCGUGGAUAACGCCACCUUCACCGGCCUGAGUUCCGUUCGCCUGCUUUCCCUCUACGAUAACCGGAUCUCCACUAUCGCCCCGGGAGCUUUCAACACCCUGCAUUCCCUCUCCACCAUUAACCUGCUGUCUAAUCCCUACGUGUGUGACUGUCACUUAGCCUGGCUGGGACUGUGGCUUAAGAAGACCAGGGUGGUUAGUGGAAACCCACGCUGCCAGAAACCUGCCUUCCUGAAGGAGAUCCCCAUACAAGAUGUAGCCAUGCCUGAUUUCUCCUGCGACGGUAUAGAAGAGAAUAUCUGUCUGCCGUCGGUCCCUCGCUGUCCUGAUUCCUGCUCAUGCUCAGACACAGUGGUGCGCUGUAGUAACCGCGGGCUGCGUUUGCUUCCUAAGGGUAUCCCUAAAGAUACAACUGAACUAUACUUGGAAGGAAACCUCCUCACCUCCGUCACCAGAGAGCUCGCUAAUCUGAAACACCUGACACUGCUAGACCUCAGUAAUAACAGCAUCAGUCUUCUUGCCCCUCUCACCUUCAGCAACAUGACGCAGCUCGCCACCCUUAUCCUGAGCUAUAAUCAAAUUCGCUGUGUCCCGGUUCAUGCAUUUGAUGGCUUGCGUUCUCUCCGCCUGCUAACUCUCCACGGAAAUGACCUUUCAACUAUUCCGGAGGGAGCCUUCAGCCACUUGACAUCUCUGUCUCAUCUGGCUCUGGGUGCGAACCCCCUGUACUGUGACUGCGAGCUGCGCUGGUUGUCUCAGUGGGUGAAGGCUGGGUUUAAAGAGCCUGGCAUCGCCCGCUGCACUGGACCACCCGACAUGGCAGACCGCCUGCUGCUUACCACCCCUCUCAGUCAAUUCCAGUGCAAGGGUCCAGUAGAUUUAAAUCUGAUGUCCAAGUGCGCCCCCUGUCUGACGAGUCCCUGUCAGAACAACGGCACAUGUGUGAGUAAUAUCACAGGCUCCUACCACUGCACCUGCCCUUUUGGCUACAAGGGUCAUAACUGUGAGAUCCCCAUUAACGCCUGCAUCAGCCUGCCGUGUGUUAAUGGAGGCACGUGCCACCUCACACCUGGACUGGACGGACACUACAGCUGUGUGUGUCCGCCUGGGUACGAGGGGCAGCAGUGUGAGAUGAAUCCUGAUGACUGUGAAGACAACGACUGUGAGAAUAACUCCACCUGUGUGGACGGCAUCAACAACUACACCUGCGUCUGCCCUCCGAACUACAGAGGUGAUCUGUGUGAGGAGGUGAUUGACCCCUGCCUGCCCGGGUUUGACCUCUGCCAACACGACUCCAAGUGUGUUCCCCUCAGUAAGGGCUACAGGUGUGAAUGUUUGCCAGGUUAUGUUGGCCAGCACUGUGAGCAGGAUUACAAUGACUGUCUGGAGAACAAAUGCCAGCAUGGAGCAGAGUGUAACGACGCCAUCAAUGGAUACACGUGUGUGUGCAAGGAGGGGUUCAGUGGGCUGUUCUGUGAGACUCCUCCACCAAUGAUAUUACUCCAGAAGACGAGUCCAUGUGAUCAGUCUUACUGUCAGAAUGGAGCACAGUGUCUGAUCGUGGAGGGAGAGCCCGUGUGCCGGUGUCCAACUGGCUCCAAGUGUCAUAAAAUGGUCACAGUGCACUUCCUCGGCAAAGAUACCUAUCUGGAGCUCUCAGGCGCCAAGAUCCGACCACCUAUGCACAUAUCCCUCCAGAUAGCCACAGAUAAGGACAAUGGCAUCCUGUUGUAUAAGGAGGACCAUGACCCACUGGCCCUAGAGCUGUACCAGGGACACAUACGUUUGAUCUAUGAUGUUGCCAAGUACCCCCCAACCACAGUGUACAGUGUGGAGUCAGUGAAUGAUGGUCUUUUCCACACGGUGGAGGUCCUAAUCCAGAAUCAGACACUAAGUUUGGUGGUGGAUAAAGGGGCACCGAAAAGCCUGGGCAAACUCCCCCGCCCUCCUGCUGUGGACCACAACACACAGCUCUACAUAGGCGGUGUGCCCUCUCUGAUUGACACAGCAGGCCUGCGACCGGGUCCAGACCGUCCAUUCCAGUCCUUUAAUGGCUGCAUUCAUGACGUACGGCUCAACGGGGAACUCCAAGACCUCGGCAGUGGAGUGGCAGGGGUAGAGGGCAUCCUGCCGGGCUGUCACUCCUGCGGCGUCUGUGCUCACGGGGCCUGCAGACAGAGAGGAGAGGCUGGCGUGACCUGCGAGUGUCCCACUGGCCACAGCGGUCCACUGUGUGAAGAGACCACCUCCCAGAGCCCCUGUCAGAACAGCAGGUGUGUGCAUGGCGUGUGUGUGCCGAAGGGCUCCUCGUACAGCUGCUCAUGUGCAGAUGGAUACUCUGGACAGUUCUGUGACAGGCGGGAAGAGUCCGUCGUCUGCAAAGGGAUGCACUGCAUGCACGGAGAGUGCAGGGUGACGGAGAGCGGAGAGCCGUUUUGCCACUGCCAGUCUGGAUACAGCGGGCCGGCCUGUGAAAUAGAGCCGACGUGUCAAGGAGAGAUGGUCCGUGAACUGCUCAAGCGCAAUAUGGGUCAUAAAAACUGCACCUCCACCAGUAAAAUCCCUCGGUGUCCAAGCACCUGCCGCUCGGGCCUGUGCUGCGCCCCCACCAAGAGCCGGAGACGGAAGGUCAGCUUCAAGUGCUCCGAUGGAUCUUCCUUUUCCGAGGAGAUGGAGACCGCCGUGGAGUGCGGCUGCACAAAGUGCCCAUUGUAAUAUUAGCCACCCCCACCCCUCGUCCCAAACCUGGAGAACAUGAUGGAGCGGAAAAGAAAAUAUAUUGUAAAAUAAACAAAAAACAAAUAGAACUUAUUUUUAUUAAGGGAUGUUUUUUUUUUAAAGAAAGAGACUGUUUUUAUGAUGUUGCUUAUAUGUGUCAUAUGAAAAGUAAUUUUGUACCGUCGAACAAAACCACACACACAGAUUAACAUUCCUGAAAAUAUAUGAAUUAUAUAAAUAUGUAUAAAUCUAUAUAAAUGUACAACCUAACCUAAGAAUUAAUUUGGUCUGUGUAUUGCAUGUCUGUUGUGAAGUGUGAGAGCGGAGACAAAUUUUAAUGGAGGGGCUGCAAUGUGCCCGUGAAGCCAAUCAGGCAAGGACUCUCUAGACUCUCUAACACAGGAAGUGGUGAGCCAACUUCCUGUGCUCUGGUGGUGGCAACAAAUGAACUGCUUCGUAUAACGGACCUCAGAGAGCUCACCUGCAGGCUUCAAGGACAGAGCUUCGAGUGGGAUGGGCUGAUAUUUUGUACUUUGGAUGUUGUUGUAUUUUUUUUUCUCGGUGUGGCUCUGGUUUACAAGCUGCAACUCAUCGGAGUGAAUUUUUUGCAUGACUGCAUGGAAGAGUUAAAUGUGAACUUGUAACAUGUAGUUAAAUGCUCUCUACCUGUUUUACAGUUGAAAUCCAAAUGCAACCGUCGCAGAAGAUACAGGUGACCUCUGGUGCAAAACACUUCAUACUGACAUAGUAUUCCGUCAUAACCGUCCUUUACUGAAAUAUUAAAUGCAAAUAUAUUACACCCAUUACUACUGUAAUGUUUCAUGUGUACCCUUUUGUUUUUGUUUUUUUUGUUUUUUUGUUUUUAGAUGUAACACUCAGUGUCUUACUCAAAGAGAGCGAGGACUAUAGAUAUCCCCAAGAAAAAGCUAAUCAGUGUUAAAGAACAUUCCUCCUCGUUCUGUCUCUCCCCUGUUCACCACAUACUGUUGCAGAUGUAGGAAUCACCAGUGAAUGAUGUAACUGAGCUUGUGCAGGAGGUGUCAUGUGCGCACCUCUAAUCAGAAGACUGGUUGUCAUACAGUGCAUUUUCUAAUGUUUUGUUAAAUAUGAAUUAGAGAGUGAUGAUUAACUUACAGUGAAUGUUGAAUUAAACUUGUAAUGAAAAACA
Cyprinus carpio (common carp) is the source of this 6244-nucleotide messenger RNA. RefSeq names its product slit homolog 3 (Drosophila). Gene Ontology annotation, biological process: axon guidance; negative chemotaxis. Gene Ontology annotation, molecular function: heparin binding; Roundabout binding; calcium ion binding. The transcript has 36 exons. The record is from RefSeq and is a predicted model, not a curated record. NCBI's taxonomy places the organism in Eukaryota, Metazoa, Chordata, Actinopteri, Cypriniformes, Cyprinidae. The coding region runs from base 529 to 5073 and encodes 1514 amino acids.